AUGAGUUUCAUUGGUAAAAAGGCCUUAGUUACCGGGGCAUCUAAGGGGUUAGGUUACGCAUUAUCACAAAGGUUAGCACAGUUAGGUUGUUCAGUUACUUUAGUUGCCAGGAAUGAUAAAUUGCUAAAGACGAAUAUCGAUUCACUUCCUGUAAUUGCAUCCCAUCAGCGUCACAGUUAUAUAAGAUGCGAUCUCCAAGAGUUAUUGAAUAAUGAAGAUUCUGAUUCCAAUUCGAGAAUACAUGAUGAAUUAAUAACUUGUUUGUCUGAUGUUUCGAUUUUAGUGAAUUGUGCUGGAAUAACUACCCAUAAAUUAUUACCUAGAAUAAGCAGCGAUGAAAUAGUGUCUACAGUCGGCUUGAACUUGAUAGCCCCCAUAAUAUUAAGCAAGCUCUCAUAUAGACCAAUGAUGAAAGUUGCAAGUAAAUUAAAAACGAGUCUGGAUUCUGGAUCGUUCAAAAAGCCUAUUGUGUUGAAUAUAUCAUCUAUACUUUCAAUGACUGAGAGUACAUUGCCAGGGACGGCGGUUUAUGCAGCGCUGAAAGCAGGAAUUUUGGGAUUUACUAAGUCUUUAGCUGCUGAGCUUAAAGGUAAGAUAAGGGUCAAUGCAUUACUUCCAGGAUUAAUCGUUGGAACCCAAAUGGGUUCCGAUGCUAUGAUAGAUGAUAGCGACUUAAAAUUGAAAACAGUUUCGUUAGACGAAGUAGUAAAUAAAGCAAUAGAGAUAAUAUCUAAUGAUUCUAUAAAUGGCCAAAAUGUUAUAAUUGAUGGCGAGAAAGGUAAAUAA
Debaryomyces tyrocola is the source of this 786-nucleotide messenger RNA. The record is from the annotation of a GenBank genome assembly. NCBI's taxonomy places the organism in Eukaryota, Fungi, Ascomycota, Pichiomycetes, Serinales, Debaryomycetaceae.